GCCGAGAAAAAACAAUUUUACGGGACACACAGAAUUCAAAGUUUGUGUAAUCAAAAAACGUUUGAGCUUCAACUGCCAAAGAAAAUAAUAAUUUUCCCACGAUAUUCGUACAUACAUACUAUAUGUAUAUCGAUAUUCGACCAUUCGAAAUUCGCGGUUGUUCUUGCUUAGUAACACAAACACACAAAAGAGAGCGUUAGCAAUGAAGAUCAAUUUGGAUUUGAAGAAGUUGGUGGCCAUGCUUCUGGCCAUCAUUACGGUCUCGCUGAUAUCCACAAUACUAUUGGGCAAGAGUAUACACACACAAAACUUUGACACAACCGUCGCCGACGAGGACACCGAAACAUUUGUGAUGGGCCAAACGGAUCUGGAUGUGCUCAAGGUGGAACGAAGAUAUGAUUUCGGUUUACCCCUGCAGGGCGGUCCGCGCAGGGACUGGCACGAUCGGGUGGCCAUGGAGGCAGAUAAUGCAAAAAAUGGGCUGGGCGAGCAAGGAUUAUCCGCCUCCAACGAAGACAUCAAAGAGAACGAAGCGGUGGAUACGGAGAGCAUUAAGUAUGGCUUCAACGUGCUGCUCUCCGAUAAGAUAUCAGUGAAUCGCUCAAUCUCGGACACACGACCGUUUCAGUGCUAUUCCCGCAAGUAUUUGGCAAACUUGCCCAAUGUAUCCGUCAUCAUGGUGUUUCACAAUACGCACUUGAGUGUCCUGCUGCGGUCCAUCCACAGCAUUAUUAAUCGCACUCCACACGAACUGCUACAUGAGAUUAUUCUCGUAGAUGAUGGGAGUACCGAUCACGAAUUAAAACAAAAGCUGGACGAGUACGUACACCAGCACAUGUCAAAUAAAGUCUCCGUUAAAAGACAACCAGUGCGGACUGGCGUGGCUGCCGCACGCGUGGCGGGAGUCACCUCAGCCACUGGCAGCGUCGUCGUCUUCUGUGACGCUCUCAUUGAGGUCAUCUACAAUUGGCUUCCUCCCUUGAUUGAACCCAUUGUCAUCCAUUACAAGAUCGUCACCAGUCCCAUUCUGGAUAAAAUCGAUAACAUGAACUUUUCCUUCAAAAGGAGCGAUCCAAUGCUAUGGCGUGGUGGCUUCAAUUGGCACUUGGCCUUCAAUCAGCUGCCUGUGCUCCCCGAGGACAACAAGGGCGAGUCACAGCCCUAUCGCAAUCCUGUGAUGGAAGGCACGGUCUUUGCCAUCUCCAGGAAGUACUUCUGGGAGCUGGGCGGCUACGAUGAAGGGCUGGACGCAGGUGGCGGGGAGCAGUACGAGAUGAGCUUCAAGAUCUGGAUGUGCGGUGGCAUGUUGCUGCAAGUUCCCUGUUCCCGAGUGGCACACAUAGUCAUGGCGCACAAAGGGCCAACAGAUACUCUACAACGUCAACCCGUAAAAUCCAUACAACAAGAACUCGAUAAUUUGGCGCGGAACUACAAGCGAGUGGCUGAGGUCUGGAUGGAUGGGUACAGACACUACUUGUAUUCGCAUGAUCCCAACAGGUACCACAUCAGUGCCGGCAAUGUGACGCAUCAGAAGGAAAUUCGCCAGAAGCUCGGGUGCAAGAGUUUCGACUGGUACAUGCACGAAGUGGCCCCGGACUUUCUGGAGCGGUUCCCGCUGGUGGAGCCACGUGGCUAUGGGUCAGGAGCAAUACAGAGUGUGGCCUAUCCCGGCUUCUGCGUCGACGCCUUGGCCGAGGGAUUCCGAAAGCCGGUGGGCAUGCGGCAGUGUAGCGCAAAUCUUACCCAUCCACAGCCCACCCAGUUCUGGAGGCUUACACGUGAACUGGAGAUUGUUUGCGUGGAUAAUUUGAACUGCCUGCAGGUGCGUGGCGUGGCGCCAAACGCCACAGUGUGGCUGCAACACUGCCACAAGGGGGACAACCAGGUCUGGUAUUACAGCAGUCACAGCAAGUGGCUUCAGCAGAGCAGCAAGAUGAAUCGCUGCUUGGAGGCCUUUAUAGAUGGAAGCAAGGCGUUCGUUCGCGUCAAUCACUGCUUUCCCGAGAGCAAGAGCCAGCGUUGGCAGAUCGGUUGGACUAAUCGGUAUAUGGAUACAAUGUUUCGUACCAACAGUACAAUGAAAAAGCGAAUGUUGUCAAUUUUCUAAUUUGAAAUUUAAAAAUGAUUGCAAAUAAAAUUCCUAUCGAUGGAAAGAAUAUCAACUGUAA
This is a messenger RNA of Drosophila obscura, 2168 nucleotides long. Its product is annotated as N-acetylgalactosaminyltransferase 4-like. Gene Ontology annotation, cellular component: Golgi apparatus. The record is from RefSeq and is a predicted model, not a curated record. The transcript is spliced from 4 exons. NCBI's taxonomy places the organism in Eukaryota, Metazoa, Arthropoda, Insecta, Diptera, Drosophilidae. The coding region runs from base 203 to 2107 and encodes 634 amino acids.